AAUAUUAAUGGGGAUGAGCAUGCCGCUAAUAUGAGCCAAGGUGAAAAGAAUAGUUUCAGAAUGAUUAAGACACCUACAGCUACUAAUGAGAGAGAGUUGUUGGAAGCUUUAAAGGAUGUUGAGGACCAUUUUCUCAGAGCAUAUGAAUCUGGUUUGGAUGUCUGUAGAAUGUUAGAAGCCAACAGAGUUCAGCUGCAAUCUGGUUUGGAGGAACUUAAAGAUAGCUCGAAUAAACUUAUCCGGUCAAUUACUUGGAGCCGGUCUCCGUUAUCCCGGUCUUCUUCCUGCAAAAGCCUUGUUUCAUGUAGUUCCAGAAGUUCUUCUACAUGGACAGAAUUAAAGACUGAGAUGUUUGAUGAUUAUGGGGGGGAUGGAAUCUGGAAGCCACUCUUUGACCCUAGGAAGGUUGUAUGCUUGGGAAAAGAAACUCUAUAAGGAAGUGAAGGCAGCAGACCAGACCAGGAAAACUUAUGACCAAAAUGUUCUCAAAUGAGAAACUGCAAUGCUAAACGAGAUGGCCUCUACUCCGGUGACAAAACCCGAGCUGAAGUGAAGGACUUGCAUAGCAGAAUUUUGGUUGCAAUACGAAGUGCCGAAACAAUCUCGGAAAGAAUUGAAAAAGUGAGGGAUGUAGAGUUACAGCCACAACUUAUAGAGCUGCUACAUGGCCUAAUGAGGAACUGGAAGAUAAUGAUGGAAUCACACGAAACCCAAAACCGAAUCAUGUUUGAAGUUACUUCUUUCAAUUGUCCUACUUAUGGAAAGUUUUGUAACGACUCUCACCGUCUCGCCACACUUCAGCUUGUGGCAGAACUUCAUAAUUGGUGCUCUUGCUUUGUUGCAUAUUUAUCUGCACAGAAGGCAUACAUUGCAGCUCUCAGUGGGUGGCUUUCCAAGUUCAUUGCCCCUGAGGUAGAAUUACGCUCGAAGAAGAGGUUUUCGGCCCCGGCAUUAGUAGUCAAUGGACCACCUUUACUCGCAACUUGUCGUGAAUGGUUGGCUAGCUUGGAGAAGUUGCCGAACGAAGCUGUUAUUUGUGCAUUAAAAAGCUUUGGAAAGGAUAUGCACGCACUUUGGGUUCAACAGGGCGAGGAGCAAAAACAGAAGAGGAAGGUUGAUGGACUUGCCAAGGAACUCCAGAGGAAGGCGUUGGCAUUCCAGAGAACAGAGAGCAGGGUUCUUGGUACAAAACUAUCAGAGCAGGAACUAGAAGUAAAUGUUCGGAAUCGGAUCGAAUAUUUGGCAGAAAGAAAAAAUCUGUUGGAUAAGUUCAGGGAAAGAAUAGAUGCUGAGAAGUUAAAACAUCAAACUAUCAUGGGACAGACGCAGCAGAUAACCGUGAAAGGAUUCCAAACAGGAUUUUAUUCUGUUUUCGAAUCCUUGGUUGAAUUUUCAAAGGCUUCUGUAAAAAUGUAUGCCGACAUUGUGACUCGCUGUGAAACUUCUAAUGCAUCUGAGAAGGAAGAUGAAAGUGAACCAAGCUAUGUAGAUGAAAUGAGUUCUUAUCUCUGGGAUUGAAGUGGCUGAAACAAAGAGAAGUCCUGGAAUAUAAUUUGGUCAUAUCAUGCCUUAUAUUUUUGCAUUUCUCAGAUGGAGUUUCAUAAAUAAGUUUCCCAAAGCAGCUCGCUCCGGGAAUCGUAUUUGUGGAAAGUUAUUGUUGUUUAAUUAGCUGAUUGUAAGUAUUCAUGAUCUUAGUUUGAUGCUAAAGAGAGUCACUGUUCGAC
Hibiscus syriacus is the source of this 1724-nucleotide messenger RNA. Its product is annotated as protein ALTERED PHOSPHATE STARVATION RESPONSE 1-like. The transcript has 4 exons. The coding region runs from base 490 to 1518 and encodes 342 amino acids. NCBI's taxonomy places the organism in Eukaryota, Viridiplantae, Streptophyta, Magnoliopsida, Malvales, Malvaceae. The record is from RefSeq and is a predicted model, not a curated record.